Molecule: messenger RNA, 692 nt
Organism: Spea bombifrons (plains spadefoot toad)
Lineage: Eukaryota; Metazoa; Chordata; Amphibia; Anura; Pelobatidae
Gene: LAMTOR3
Product: late endosomal/lysosomal adaptor, MAPK and MTOR activator 3
Exons: 7
Coding region: 16-390 (124 amino acids)
Biological process (GO): positive regulation of TOR signaling; cellular response to amino acid stimulus
Cellular component (GO): Ragulator complex
Source: RefSeq, a predicted model, not a curated record
UACUAAGCUAGCGAUAUGGCAGAAGAUCUUAGACGAUUCCUGUACAAGAAACUACCAAGUGUUGAAGGCCUUCAUGCGAUAGUUGUAUCCGAUAGGGAUGGUGUACCUGUUAUUAAAGUCGCCAAUGAAAAUUCCCCAGAAUAUGCCCUGCGACCUAGCUUUCUGUCAACAUUUGCACUGGCAACUGAUCAAGGAAGUAAACUGGGACUCUCCAAAAACAAGAGUAUCAUCUGUUACUACAACACUUACCAGGUUGUUCAGUUCAAUCGCCUGCCUCUUGUUGUGAGUUUUAUCGCAAGCAACAAUGCUAACACAGGCCUCAUACUAAGCUUGGAGAAAGAACUUGGACCUUUGUUUGAAGAACUGCGACAAGUGGUGGAGAUCUCUUGACCAACAGUAUCAUCCAUUGACCUGCAGCUAACUAAGGAAGCUCUAUUGUAACACUUGUGGAAGGAGGCCAAUACAUAAUGCCAUUCUUCUCCAUUUUAAUGUGGUUUUGACCCUUCAGAUUGUUACUUACCCUCCACUCAGACCAUUGUAGAAGUGCCAGGUAGACAUGAUAUAAUGGUACCCAUUACCUCAAGACCCUUUUUGCUGUUGUCGAUAUCCAAAUGUGCAAUGCAAAACAAAUCAGGACGCUAGGAAUGGCUGAGGCUGAGAAUGUUUGUACUUGAUAAAAAAAAAAAAGAAAA